Molecule: messenger RNA, 2816 nt
Organism: Hylaeus anthracinus
Lineage: Eukaryota; Metazoa; Arthropoda; Insecta; Hymenoptera; Colletidae
Product: zinc finger protein with KRAB and SCAN domains 5-like
Exons: 3
Coding region: 1-1512 (503 amino acids)
Source: RefSeq, a predicted model, not a curated record
AUGAAUUUCUCUGGGAACAACAUUAUCCAGGGAGCUCUCCCACAGUUCUCGGAGCUAACGUCUGGAACGAACACAAUCCCCACGUCGAAAUUCACCAGUGGCGAUAAUACCGUUCACAUAGAACACGCGUCUGUUUAUACCACUGCCGCUGGAUCGAAUCAGAUGAAACAAACUCUGUUGAUGAAUUCAGCAAACAAAUACACAGGACCAAUAAUCGCCUGGCCAGAUCCGAAUACAUUGAUGCAACUCUGCGAAAAGCAGGGCAUUCAAGCCAUUAACAUUCCUAAUUAUAAUCAAAAUAAUUCUAUCCUUACUGUUCAAGCGAACAGUUUGCCAAUGAGGAUCAUACCCAACAUGUACUUGCCUUCAACUUCGCAGCCAGAGAACGUUAAACACGAGUUAGAAGUAAGGACAGAGGGUGAAAUGAAAACGUCUACUAUGCAAGAUUCGCAAGCUCAACUCCAACAGCAAAGUGCCAUGGCAGAGUACUUUCAAAAGUUGCAGGCUACUACGCUUCCAUUGACGUUGCAACAGCUAAUUAAAUUCCAAACAGAACAAACUAAGAAAGAUAAGACCGAGGAGGAGAAGGUGGAACAUACACAGAACAAUAUUCUCAACAUUCCCAGUGUUCCGGUGUUCAGAAAUACUCAGUUACAAAAUGGAAAUACUUUCAUGAAUUCCGAUCAAAUGAUGACGACCAUCAAUCCAAACGACCUAAACGUACACAUAGAGAACCAGCAGGAAAAUGAUAACACGACGGUGCAGAGUAUAAAAGUCGAACAACAGCUGCAGACAGAUUCGCCUAAAACUGAGAAAAAAAUGAAAUUCAGGGCUAAAACUGGAGAGAUCAAAAUCAGCGUUGCCUUGGAUGGUUCGACACUUUAUUGCUGUCCCGAGUGUAACCUAGCAUUUCCAGAUAAGACAGAGAUCGAACAGCAUAUACAGGCUCAUAUACAAGAACGGAAGUAUCAGUGCAAGGAAUGUGGCGCGAUGCUAAAAAGAAAGGAGCACCUGGAUCAACAUAUGCGUGGUCACUCGGACGAAAGGCCGUUCAAGUGUCCCGUGUGCCAAAAAGCGUUCAAGAGAAACGAACACCUAACGAGGCAUUACGUGAUUCAUUCUGGCGAUAAGAAUUUCACGUGUUCAGUAUGUCAGAAGGCCUUCUCUAGGAAGGAUCACUUGAACAAACACACUCAAACUCAUUUAGGGAUCAGACGCAACCGAAUUAAGAAAGAAUCGUUUUUCAUGGAACAGAAAGAUUCUUUCGAAAAGACUAGCGAAGUUUCCGCAUUGCCUAAACAAGAAGUGAACUUUGUACUGAAGGAUGGUUUCGUGAAGCAAGAACCGAAUUUCCUUCAGUACAUUCAAAAUCUGCAGAAAGAUCAAAAUUUGAUUCACACGUUUUCCUCGUUCAAAGAACAGGCUAUGAAAGAAGCGAAUAUUUUGCAACAGCAAGCUGUCAAUAUGAACGAAAUAUUGCCUCAAAAUACAAGGUACUUAAUGCCGUCUUAGUCAUAAAUCAAUUUCGCGCGAGUCCAAAGCAAUAAAGGCUGUUUACGAAGUGCGUCGAGGUUAGCACAAAUAGAAAAUUCGUUAGACACGUUAGGAAUUGGAGCAUACCUUAGAACUCGAAUUUGAAUCUUUAAAACGAAAACAAUUGGGAGAGCACUACGAGAGUAAGGUGCAAUUUAAUGAAUUCUCUCGAAUUCUGACAAAAAUGAUCGGUGACUUGGUCAUCAGUGAUUUUGUUCCGACAGACUAUGAAUCUUAGCCUGUUUUUUGUUCUGUGAAGAAACAAAAUUGUACAUUCGAAUCCGAUUAGCAUUUAGUUUGCCACGAGGAGUACCUUACGCUGAAGUAAGAACUAAGAACUAUAAUUAACUUUCAUUCAGAGAUGGAGACGAUUUUAUUCGAAUAAUACGUAACGAAGGGAGUUGGUUGUUAUUUGACCAAAAUUUUGCCCAUCUCAGAUUUCAUUACUUGCAUGAGAUUGAUACUUAAUUCCUCGAGAUCGUUUGCUGCAUUGGCAGCUUGAACAAGUCUAAUACCGAUUUGGUACUUGAAAUAAGAGGAAACAAGUUAUCUGUGUACGUGCGCGCCGUCUGUUUUAUUUAAACUAGCUUUAAAGCAAAUAGUUUGUUUACUGAUUCUAGUCCAUGAUCACAACAAUUAAGAUUAAAUACCUCGCACGCGAACAGUGAAUUCACGUUUUGCGUGGGUUUUUGAUCUAGCAUGGAAUACAAUUUGGAUCGUGAUGUACGAUCGAUACUGCUGAAUGAUACAUAUAAAGCCAAUCUGCCAUUAGGAUAAUGACUUCUUGGAACGAGUACCAAUAGCAAUUAAUAGAAUACUGCCGAUAAAUGUUAUACAAUUUGUAGAAUAAUUAUGUACAUAAAUACGAUACAAAUUUUACCUGAAGGAGACUCAAUAGGUACGUUGUUUAAACUUGAUCUCUGAUUCGUCCGUGUUCAUCUUUAACAAGUGCUUAGCGCGUAUUUUUAAGUAAUAAUUCAUCUUCACUCGUUCAUACUUUAGCGUAUAUUUUUUUUUUUUUUAACUUUUUCAUGCACGAAGUAUUUUGAAAAGGUAUUCUUUAUAAAUAUAGUUUUCGAUAUCUUUAUUCUAACUCUUUUUUUAUGAUUAACAUUGCCUAUUGUAAGGAAUCAUGGUACGAUUUUUUUUAUAUUUCGCUUGCAUUGGUACAUCUAAUGCAAAAGUAUCGUUCGACGCUGUAUAAUAUUUCAGUACUCAUUUGUCUUGAUAUGAUGAAAUGAGUCUUUUUAUAAUCAGUAUUAUAUAAUUUUCAGUGUUCCCAU